This is a messenger RNA of Penicillium alfredii, 675 nucleotides long. RefSeq names its product ankyrin repeat domain-containing protein. The record is from RefSeq and is a predicted model, not a curated record. The coding region runs from base 1 to 675 and encodes 224 amino acids. Gene Ontology annotation, molecular function: protein binding. The transcript is spliced from 2 exons. Gene Ontology annotation, cellular component: cytoplasm. Lineage: Eukaryota; Fungi; Ascomycota; Eurotiomycetes; Eurotiales; Aspergillaceae.
AUGCUGCUGGACCUCCCCAAAGGUCCUGUUCUUGAUCGCCCGACUUGCGGGCGGCUGUAUCUGCUGCUGAAUCAUGCCCUCUACCGACAUAAUGCCCGCUACUCAGGCAUUUCAGCUCUCGAGUGGGCCACACGGCACGGCUUCGAGACGACAGCCCGGAAAUCGUUAGCAGCAGGCGUACCCCAUGGUGCAUGUUGCCAUACUAAAUGGAAACCGAUAGAGGUAGCUGUGCAACACGGCCACGAAGCCAUGGUGCGCCUGUUUUUGGAUUGGGGCAUUGAUCCUAACACCCCGGACUUCAGCCCACUAUCUCAAGAGGAUGCUGGCCUAUUGCGUCUCGCGGCGUCAAAGGGCCAGGAAAACAUUAUCCGACUGUUGCAACGUGCAGCAAAGAUAGGUGAGGAGGUUGUGAGGUCCCUUCUCGAGCAUAAUAUCCAUGUGCAGCUUUUACUGGAAAAGGGGGCCGAUCCUCUUUCAGAAAACUUUGGUCGAGAGAGCCCAUUGGAGGCUGCCGCAAGAGACGACGAAGUGGAAUGGAUCAAGCUGCUUUUGGAGGCGAUUGAUAAACGGGAAAUCCCGUUGGAGGAUCUGCAGCCCAAGCUUGCCCGGGCUCAAUUUCAAGCCGCAGAGAAUGAUUGUCUGAAGACUAAACGGCUUCUUGAGCGCUUUUACUGA